AUGCUAUUUAUGAAGAUGGACCUGUUGAACUACCAGUACUUGGACAGCAUGAACAACAAUAUCGGCAUUCUGUGCUACGAAGGUGAAGCUGCUCUCCGAGGGGAGCCCCGGCUGCAGACCCUCCCGGUGGCCUCGGCCCUCACCGCUCACCGCACGGGGCCCCCGCCCAUCAGUCCCAGCAAGAGGAAGUUCAGCGUGGACCCCGGUGACGACGACCUGGACUGUGACGCUGACCAUGCUUCCAAGAUGAGUCGCAUCUUCGCCCCCCACCUGAACAAGACGGCCAACGGGGACUGCCGGAAAGACCCCCGGGAGCGGAGCCGCAGCCCCAUCGAGCGGGCCGUGGCCCCCACCAUGAGCCUGCACGGCGGCCCCCUGUACGCGUCCCUGCCCAGCCUGAGCAUGGAGCAGCCCCUCGCACUGACCAAGAACAGCCUGGACGCCGGCAGGCCGGCCGGCCUCUCGCCCACCCUGGCCCCGGUGGAGCGGCAGCAGAACCGGCCCUCGGUGAUCACGUGCGCCUCCGCCAGCGCCCGCAACUGCAACCUCUCGCACUGCCCCGUGGCGCACAGUGGCUGCGCGGCCGGCCCGGCCAGCUACCGGCGGACCCCGAGCUCCACCUGCGACCCCGUGGUGGAGGAGCACUUCCGCCGGAGCCUGGGCAAGAACUACAAGGAGCCGGAGCCGGCCCCCAACUCCGUGUCCAUCACGGGUUCCGUGGACGACCACUUCGCCAAGGCCCUGGGCGACACGUGGCUCCAGAUCAAGGCGGCCAAGGACGGCGCGUCCAGCAGCCCCGAGUCGGCCUCGCGCCGGGGCCAGCCAGCUAGCCCCUCGGCCCACAUGGUCAGCCACAGCCACUCCCCGUCCGUGGUCUCCUGA
Molecule: messenger RNA, 882 nt
Organism: Rangifer tarandus platyrhynchus (Svalbard reindeer)
Lineage: Eukaryota; Metazoa; Chordata; Mammalia; Artiodactyla; Cervidae
Source: the annotation of a GenBank genome assembly